Messenger RNA from Zalophus californianus (California sea lion), 2130 nucleotides. RefSeq names its product chromosome 11 C11orf95 homolog (gene ZFTA). Gene Ontology annotation, biological process: negative regulation of DNA-templated transcription. The record is from RefSeq and is a predicted model, not a curated record. NCBI's taxonomy places the organism in Eukaryota, Metazoa, Chordata, Mammalia, Carnivora, Otariidae.
AUGGAGCCCGGCGGGGACCACCGGAGCCGGAGCGGCGGCGGCAGGGGCGGCCCCGGGCCAGCAGCGGCCUCGGCACGGGGCCGACGGCUGCCGCCCGCCGGAUCGAGCGGCGGCGCGGAACCCGAGGAGGACGACGGCGGGCAAGAUCUUCAGCUGGAAGGGGGUGCCUUGGGGUCCUGGGGGAGUGCCCCCCUGCCCUCCUCCAGGGCCAGGGGCCCAGCACCUUCAGGCAGGAAAUACUCAGACCACUGUGAGGCCCGGGCCUCGAGGCCCGGAAAGAGCCGCAUCCCCGGCCGUGACCACCGACGCUACUACCACGACCACUGGCGGCUGGAGUACCUGAUGGACUUCAACCCUGCCCGCCACGGCAUGGUGUGCAUGGUGUGCGGCAGCUCGCUGGCCACGCUCAAGCUCAGCACCAUCAAACGGCACAUCCGCCAAAAGCACCCCUACUCCCUGCACUGGAGUCCCCGGGAGAAGGAAGUCAUCAGCAACAGCUGGGAUGCCCACUUGGGGCUGGGGGCCUGUGGAGAGUCCGAGGGCCUGGGGGCCCAGGGGGCUGAGGAGGAGGAGGAGGAGGAAGAGGAAGAGGAGGAGGACGGGGCCAGCCUGCAAGCUUGCCCGCCUAAGGGCCCAGGCAAAGCCCCAGCUGGUGAGGGCAGCCGAUGCCAGCGGCGAGGGGGCCCAGUGGCACCCCGGGCUCGGUGUCGGCGCCUCUCAGCCUCCCGGAGGGCCGGGGGCAGCAGGGGGCUGGGGGCCCGGCGGCUGGAGCGGAGGCUGAAGGAGUCCCUGCAGAACUGGUUCCGAGCAGAGUGUCUCAUGGACUAUGACCCUCGGGGGAACCGGCUGGUGUGCAUGGCCUGUGGCCGGGCACUGCCCAGCCUGCACCUGGACGACAUCCGUGCCCACGUGCUGGAGGUGCACCCCAGCUCCUUGGGGCUCAGCGGCCCCCAGCGCAGCGCCCUGCUGCAAGCCUGGGGUGGCCAGCCCAAGACACUGUCUGAGCUCACUCGGUCCCCACCAGACGAUGACCUCGUCCCCCAGGACCUGACCAGAAAGAGCCGGGACCCCGCCCCCACUGCUGGAGCCCUGUCCUCUCAGGAUCUCAGUCCCCCAGACGUAAAAAAGGAAGAGGCUGGCUGGCUCCCUGAGAGGCCCGGGCCCGCAGAGGAGGAGGAGGAGGAGGAGGAGGAGGAGGAGGGCGAGAGGGUGGGGGUUUCGGGCCGGUCGCCGCGGGGCCGUGACCGCCGCCGCCGCUAUCAGGAGCGCUGGCGGCCGGAGUACCUCAUGGAGCUGGACGGCGGCCGGCGCGGCCUGGUGUGCAUGGUGUGCGGGGGCGCACUGGCCUCGCUCAAGAUGAGCACCAUCAAGCGGCACAUCCGCCAGCGCCACCCGGGCUCCACGCGCCUCAGCGGGCCUGUCAAGGCCCUCAUCGCCCAGGAGUGGAGCGAGAAGGCCGCUCACCUGCUGGCCCUGGGGCUGCCCAGCCCCGAGUCCCCCGGGGACCCUGCCGCCCCCGGCACAGCCGCAGCCUCCGAGGAGGGGGGAGGGGAAGAGGAGGAGGAGCCAGAGGAGGAGGAGUGGUGGGGCGAUGUCCCGCUUUCCCCAGGGGAGCCGUCGGAACGGCCCGCCGAGGACGACGAGGACGAGGAGGACGGCCAAGAGCCCGGGGGACUCGCCUUCCCGCCGCUGCCCCCCCCCCCGCCGCCGCCGCCGCCGCCCCCGCCCCGCAGCCGAGAGCAGCGGCGGAACUACCAGCCGCGCUGGCGGGGCGAGUACCUGAUGGACUACGACGGCAGCCGGCGCGGCCUGGUGUGCAUGGUGUGCGGGGGCGCGCUGGCCACGCUCAAGGUCAGCACCAUCAAGCGGCACAUCCUGCAGGUGCACCCCUUCUCCAUGGACUUCACGCCCGAGGAGCGUCAGACCAUCCUGGAGGCCUACGAGGAGGCGGCGCUGCGCUGCUACGGCCACGAGGGCUUCGGGCCGCCGGCCCCCGCGCCGCGCGACGGCGGCGCGGACCUCAAAGCGGGCGCCGUCUGUCGGGCUUAGCGGGCUCGCGGGGCGGGCGGGGCGGCCCCGCCCUGUGCUCCGCCGGCCCUCGGGCCCGGACACCCUGCUUCCCGCGGCCCU